AUAGAAUUCAAAAUAUUAUUUUUUUUUUAAAUUAAAACCAAAUAUUUUUUAAAAAACCUCUUGUUGUAUAUUAUAUAUAAAUUAAAAAUCAAUUAUGAAUAUGUCAUCAGACGCAACAGUUGCUGAAUUAUUAAAGAGACUUGAAGCUGCUACAACUCGUUUAGAGUCACUCGAAAAAGCUUUAGCCACAGCUGCUUCAUCAGCUCCAGCUUCAGGUGGUUCAGUCUCAGCCGGUUCUGCUCCAUCAGCUGCCGCUGUUAAAGAAUUCCAAAACUUAAUCGAUCAACAUAUUACUCCAUUCGUUGCUAUUUCAAAGAAACUUGCACCAGAAGUCGUUAAACAAGUUGAAGAAUUAGUUAAAGCCCUCGAAGCCGAAAAGAAUUUAAUCAAUACUGCCUCACAAAGCAAAAAACCAUCACAAGAUGUUUUAAUGGAAUUAAUUAAACCAGUCAACAACUUUGCCCAACAAGUUGGUCAAAUUCGUGAUUCAAAUAGAUCAUCCAAAUUCUUUAACAAUCUCUCAGCUCUUUCAGAAAGUGUUGGUCUUUUAAGUUGGGUUGUUGUUGAACCAACUCCAGCUCCACAUGUCGCUGAAAUGAGAGGUUCAGCUGAAUUCUAUACCAAUCGUAUCUUAAAAGAAUUCAAAGGUGUCAACCAAGAUCAAGUUGAUUGGGUUCAACAUUACAUUGCUUUCCUCAAGGAUCUCGAAAAAUACAUUAAACAAUACCAUACUACUGGUUUAACCUGGAAUCCAAAAGGUGGUGAUGCUAAAUCAGCCGCUCCAGCUCCAGCUGCCCCAGCUGCUCCAGCCCCAUCUGCUGGCGGUCCACCACCACCACCACCAGUUUUCAAAGCUGAACCAGAAAAGAAAGGUGCUGAUAUGAACGCUGUCUUCUCACAAAUUGGUAAAGGUGAAGGUGUCACUGCUGGUUUAAAGAAAGUCACCAACGACAUGAAAUCUAAAAACUUUACCGAUAAAUCAUCAGUUGUCAAAGCUUCAAGCAAACAAGAAAAAGUUGUUGCCCCAGCCAAACCACCAAAAUUCGGUCUUGAAGGCAACAAAUGGUGUGUUGAAUAUCAAGUUAACAACAAAGAAAUCAUCAUUUCUGAAACUGACUCACGUCAAACCGUUUACAUUUACCAAUGUGUCAACACUGUCGUUCAAAUCAAAGGUAAAGUUAAUGCCAUCACCCUCGAUGGUUGCAAAAAAACUGCUAUUGUUUUCGAAAAUGCUAUUUCAUCAUGUGAAGUUGUAAACUGUACCUCAAUUGAAAUCCAAGUUACUGGUCGUGUUCCAUCCGUUGCCAUCGAUAAAACCAGUGGUGCUCAAGUUUAUCUCUCAGCUACCUCAUUAGAUACUGAAAUCGUUUCAUCCAAAUCAUCAGAAAUGAAUGUUUUAAUUCCAGGUGCCACUCCAAAUGACGAUUUAGUUGAAAUUGCCAUUCCAGAACAAUUCAAAACUAUCGUUCGUGAUAACAAAUUAGUCACUGAAUCAGUUUCACACGUUUAAAUUUUCAAAAAAAAAAAAACCAAUAAAAAAAACCUAAUAAAAAUAUUUAUCUAUUUUAUUUAAUUAUUUAAUAUUAAAUAAAAGUAAAAUUUUGU
Messenger RNA from Dictyostelium purpureum, 1605 nucleotides. RefSeq lists its product as uncharacterized. Gene Ontology annotation, biological process: regulation of adenylate cyclase activity; cytoskeleton organization. The coding region runs from base 95 to 1510 and encodes 471 amino acids. The record is from RefSeq and is a predicted model, not a curated record. Lineage: Eukaryota; Evosea; Eumycetozoa; Dictyosteliales; Dictyosteliaceae. The transcript has a single exon. Gene Ontology annotation, cellular component: cytoplasm. Gene Ontology annotation, molecular function: actin binding; adenylate cyclase binding.